AUGGCCGACGGACUCAACGAAGCUCGUGCUUUGCGCGUGGCAGAGAUCAUUAACGACUACCGGACCCUUCUUGUGCACAUCUCCCAGCAAAAUGUCCAAGUCCCAAGAGAAGAAGUCAACGAGGAAGGGUACAAAGCGAUCAGAGAAGGUCUGGCCGCUGCACAGGCUCUGAUGUCAUCCAACUUCAACCCCAGCAUGGCACCCGCCCAGUCCAACGUGGAGACGGAAAAGGCAGAACUCCAGAGAGUCAUUCUCGAUGCCAGCUCCCGGCGCUUCCAGGCGCAUCGCAUCUACCUCCGGGUGGCCGCCGCUAGAAGAUGGGCCAUCAAUCGCCAGAACAUCCUCCGGGGCCAGCGCGCAGGACCACAGCACGCCCCACAGCUUAAGACCGUGAGCAACACAUUCCACCAGGAACUGGCCCAAGUAACAGACCAGCACGUCGUUGCUGAUCUCCGGGCCGCGGACAUGCGGGCUGGCCAUUGGCUCGCCGAUGACCCAGCGCUGCCUGUGAUCCUUAACUGGAUUCGCUCUCAUCCAUAG
Aspergillus heteromorphus CBS 117.55 is the source of this 540-nucleotide messenger RNA. RefSeq lists its product as uncharacterized. The record is from RefSeq and is a predicted model, not a curated record. The coding region runs from base 1 to 540 and encodes 179 amino acids. The transcript has 4 exons. NCBI's taxonomy places the organism in Eukaryota, Fungi, Ascomycota, Eurotiomycetes, Eurotiales, Aspergillaceae.